Condylura cristata (star-nosed mole) is the source of this 1935-nucleotide messenger RNA. It is a transcript of the gene PRPSAP2, whose product is annotated as phosphoribosyl pyrophosphate synthetase-associated protein 2. The record is from RefSeq and is a predicted model, not a curated record. Bases 326 to 1435 code for a protein of 369 amino acids. The transcript has 12 exons. Gene Ontology annotation, molecular function: magnesium ion binding; ribose phosphate diphosphokinase activity. Gene Ontology annotation, cellular component: ribose phosphate diphosphokinase complex; cytoplasm. Gene Ontology annotation, biological process: purine nucleotide biosynthetic process; 5-phosphoribose 1-diphosphate biosynthetic process. Lineage: Eukaryota; Metazoa; Chordata; Mammalia; Eulipotyphla; Talpidae.
AGCCAGGUGACCCUGCAGGCCCAGAUCCUGGCACCGCCCCCUGCCACGCCCCCGUCCCCAGGCCUCGCAUUCGUCGCGGACGCCGUUCUUGCGCAUGGAGUCGCCAUUUUGCUCCUAGAGACGCUGCUUGGAGACCCGGCGCUUUCUUCUUUCGGCAGCGGAGGCUGCGGCGGGGCCGGGGCUGGGGUCGGGGCCAGGAGGAAUUUUGUUGUCAGAGAAUAAAAGGAGGUUGUCCGUAAUUGACUUUAAGCAGCAAACAGUAAAACACUGAGCUCUUCAGCUCCGCCUUUCUUGCUCUGAGAAUUGGAAAACCAAGAAGGUUUUGAUGUUUUGUGUGGCGCCACCUGAAUUAGAAACCAAGAUGAACGUAACUAAGGGAGGUCUGGUGUUGUUUUCAGCAAAUUCUAAUUCAUCAUGUAUGGAGCUUUCAAAGAAAAUUGCUGAGCGGCUGGGGGUGGAGAUGGGCAAAGUGCAGGUUUACCAGGAACCUAACAGAGAAACAAGAGUACAAAUCCAAGAAUCCGUGAGGGGAAAAGAUGUUUUCAUCAUCCAGACUAUUUCAAAGGACGUCAACACAACCAUCAUGGAGCUCCUGAUUAUGGUCUAUGCUUGUAAGACCUCCUGUGCCAAGAGCAUCAUUGGGGUGAUUCCCUACUUUCCAUACAGCAAGCAGUGCAAGAUGAGAAAAAGAGGCUCCAUUGUUUCUAAGUUGCUGGCUUCGAUGAUGUGCAAAGCUGGUCUAACACAUCUUAUUACUAUGGAUUUACACCAGAAGGAAAUUCAGGGCUUCUUCAACAUUCCUGUUGAUAAUUUAAGAGCAUCUCCCUUCUUAUUACAGUAUAUUCAAGAAGAGAUCCCAGAUUACAGGAAUGCCGUAAUUGUGGCCAAAUCUCCAGCCUCAGCCAAGAGGGCGCAGUCUUUUGCUGAGCGUCUGCGGCUGGGCAUCGCGGUGAUUCACGGAGAAGCGCAGGAUGCAGAGUCUGACCUGGUGGACGGACGGCACUCCCCACCCAUGGUCAGGAGUGUGGCUGCCAUCCACCCCAGCCUGGAGAUCCCCAUGCUGAUUCCUAAAGAGAAGCCCCCGAUCACAGUUGUCGGUGAUGUGGGAGGAAGGAUCGCCAUCAUUGUGGAUGACAUUAUCGAUGAUGUUGACAGCUUUCUUGCUGCAGCAGAGACCCUGAAGGAAAGAGGUGCAUAUAAGAUCUUUGUGAUGGCGACUCAUGGCUUGUUAUCCUCAGACGCUCCCCGACUGAUUGAAGAAUCUGCCAUCGAUGAGGUGGUUGUUACCAAUACAAUUCCACAUGAAAUCCAGAAGCUCCAGUGCCCCAAAAUCAAAACUGUGGACAUCAGCAUGAUCCUUUCAGAAGCCAUCCGCCGGAUUCACAAUGGGGAGUCCAUGUCCUACCUUUUCAGGAACAUAGGUUUGGAUGACUGAGCAGCUUUGCUGUCCUGAAACUCCUGAGGGCCAAACUGGAAACAUAAGGAAGAGAACUGUGGGGCUUGCGCCCUCUUCCAGGUAUUUCACAGGACCGUGUUUUGUUCUUUUCUUCUUGUUAACUCCUAUGAAGACAGAUUAACUUUUAAUGUCGAUUUGGGUGUUUGUGAGUUUUCUGGGUAAUUUUUAUAAAAGAAAAACUAUAUUCUCUGCAUAAGUAAGUGAGACCUUGUUGUUUAUAGUUUAACUAUUUAAAAAAUAACUUGGAAUAAGGUUUUUAAGCUUACAGCAUUUUUCCAAAAUUGCUGGAGCCCAAGUCCUUAAAAAAAGUAAUAAGAUGAAAUACUGUAUGAUACUUAUAAUUGAAAAGCCAGAUUAUACUGUUAAAUCCAGUAAACACCCUUAGAAAUGCUUUUAUAAGCAAGCUUAUGGAAUAUGUGAUCAUUAUUUAUUUUCUGCAACAAAAGAGGGAAUUAAAAACUUACUUUGUGUGUGUUUUU